Molecule: messenger RNA, 1506 nt
Organism: Rhodofomes roseus
Lineage: Eukaryota; Fungi; Basidiomycota; Agaricomycetes; Polyporales; Fomitopsidaceae
Exons: 1
Coding region: 92-1264 (390 amino acids)
Source: RefSeq, a predicted model, not a curated record
ACUGCAGACUGCAGUGACGCGCGGUACUCAGCGCCACAGGCUCACCCUUGUCUCCUACUCCCACUUGAUACCCAACCGCUGCACCUGUCUAAUGGCCACUGUCACGCACUACAUCUACUCACAUUACGACCCAAAACAACGAGAGGAACUCGAGAAGGCUACUGGACAGGUACCGGAGCCUCCAGAACCGGAGGCGGACCCAUGGCAAACGGAGUCGUCAUUUGGUGCACAACGCCGGCUUGCGCUCGCGCCUCGCUUUGUCCCAGCAAUCGUCUCCUACGAUGAGAUCAACAACAUGAUGGGCAUGCCGCGAGGCACCCCCCAGGCAGUUGAGGAGAAGCCGAACGCCGAAGUGAGCAGCUGGUACAGGUCGCUGAUCCGAUCCAGCAGUGCUCCCGUCGAAGACGACAAGAAGCCCAUUGCUUCUACGUCUACCGCAUCUGCAGGUCCUUCGACUCCGUUUGCGCCUUCACCAGCGCCGCCGGUACAGCCAAAGUCUGUCAAAUCGACCAAGAAUGACUGGUUCGUUACCCGAGCGUUGCGCUCGGAACCACCGACCGGUCGCUCGACACCCACUCAGACCCUCGCAGACAUUCUCGCUCGAGACCCGCCUCCCGAUCCUUCCGGGAAGUCAUUCACCCCACCAGUGUUCCUCCAUAUCGGGCCCUCAAAUAAGGGCUAUAUCAUGCUCGAGAAGAGCGGCUGGAAUGAGGGCGAGCCGUUGGGCGCAGGGGUGGUCAGACGAGCGCGUGAGCCAGAGGGGAGCCCCACGCCCCGGGAAGCUAAGAAGAAGGGGAAGGCGGUCGUGAAGGAGGAGCAGCGCGAAGUGAAGUGGGACCCCGACGGAGAUAUCAGCGAAAUGCGAACGGUGGACGUCAUUGACCUCACCCUCUCAGAUGGCGAGGAUGAGGAUGUCAAACCCGAAGCUGACGAACCCGACCUGCAACGCCCGUCCACGAUUCCUCCUGCAGAACCGGACCAACUCUCAUCCCAUAACCCGAAGGCGCUGCUCACACCGCUCACGACUGUCCUGAAGUCAGACCGUCUCGGGAUCGGCCUGAAGGCCAAGACGUUUGGACCCUACAAGGCGUCCAAGAAACGUGUCACGCACAAUCAGGCGGCGCUCGCCCAACAUGUACGGGAGACUGAGGAGCUGCGUCGGAUGAAGGCCUUGGUAGGACGGGGAUCGAGAGGAUUGGCGCGCAUGGCUCGAGCGGAGACGGAGAGCAGACGAAGAUUGCUAGCAAAUCUCAAUGAUAGCUGAUGCGGUGUUGUGCUUGUCAGUGUAUAACUCUAGAGCCUCUGCAAAUGCCGAUUCCACUAGCUACCACUAACGCGUAGUCUGCAUGGUUACGCUGCCGAAUUAUGCCCCAUCCUUUGUGGCUCUGUACGAGACCUGCCCGCAUAAGGAAUAGUGAGGCCUUCGGAGAAAGGCAAGGUCAUGAUGAGCGACAGCAUGGCUUCGAUAAACGUCCUGAUGAUCCAGGUUCCAUGUUUCCAUUUUCU